Messenger RNA from Esox lucius (northern pike), 9647 nucleotides. RefSeq names its product potassium large conductance calcium-activated channel, subfamily M, alpha member 1a (gene kcnma1a). Gene Ontology annotation, cellular component: postsynaptic membrane. The transcript is spliced from 34 exons. NCBI's taxonomy places the organism in Eukaryota, Metazoa, Chordata, Actinopteri, Esociformes, Esocidae. Gene Ontology annotation, biological process: potassium ion transport; transmembrane transport. The coding region runs from base 848 to 4999 and encodes 1383 amino acids. Gene Ontology annotation, molecular function: large conductance calcium-activated potassium channel activity. The record is from RefSeq and is a predicted model, not a curated record.
CUGGUUGGCACUUGGUGUAAACAUCCGCGCUCCGCGGUAUUACUACGCUCUUUGGGUCCAUCUUUAUUAUUAGAGCUACGCCCCGCCCCCUCCUACCUGUAAAUCUCUCCAGCAUUCUCCGGAGCGAGCGGAUCUGACAGGCACUAUCAGCUGGCAGAUCUGCGCGAGCCUGGCUGAAGCAAGGGGAGCGAACGAGGACAGUGGCAAAGGCGACAUUCACCAGAGCGCUUGUAUGCAGAAUCUAGACGGAGAAAAAAACCCGUCAAAUUAUGUAGUUUGUGUUUUCACAUCGUGGCAAUCGUUAGUGGUUUUAAAUUAUCUGCAGCUAUCCGAAAACCAUCGAGAGUAUCGAUUCAAUUGGUGUUUAGAAAAGUGAAAUCGAUUUUCCGCCGCUAAUCGACCAAGAAUCGACCGAAUGCCUGGAUGGAAGACGGCUUGGGAGGUCGGAAAGAAGCUGAUUGAAGAAGACAGUUUUUUUUCAAUGUCGUUGUACCUAUCAUAAUUUGAAACAACAUUGGCAGCCUCGGUAGCUGCAAGAUGAGACUGUCUUUUCCAUGAUUUGGGUCCUGAAGGACUAGGAAAACCUCUAAAAAUGAAAAGCAUUAAACGUUCGUCAUUACUGCGGAUUUAAAUGCCUCUCACGAAGGGACACCGACCAGCUAUUUGUCUCCAGUUGUACUUGCGGCAUUUUUCACUGUCGCAAAAAAAUUGAAAUAGAUUAAAAUUAACAAUUAGACGAGACGAUUAGACGAGUGAGAAUAAUAUAGAAAUCACGUUUUUUUUUUAACAAUACUAUGGCUGGUGAGUGGGGCUGGGGACGCUGCCACAGGCUCUCCAAGGCGCCUAGAUGCUAGCUGAGGCAGACGCGACCGUUCCCCAUGGAAGCGGCAACUCUAUGAUGAGUAGAAAUAUCUAUAAUAAUAAAAAUCCGGACUCCUCUAUCUCUAUAUCCAAGAUGGACGUGAUCAUCCCCUUCUCGCCAGACGUGCCCUGCGACAAUAAUGGCCAGCGCAUGUGGUGGGCAUUCCUUGCCUCCUCCAUGGUGACGUUUUUCGGGGGUCUCUUCAUCAUUCUCCUGUGGAGGACACUCAAAUACCUGUGGACCGUCUGCUGCCACUGCAACAUCAAAAAGAAGGAGGCCCAGAAGGUGAAUAACCCUGCUAAUAGUCAGGCAGCAGACGGGACGCCUAAGGGUCCUGAUGAUAAAGACGAGGUGGUCCCGGCCAGCGAAGUGGGAUGGAUGACCUCUGUGAAGGAUUGGGCCGGGGUCAUGAUAUCAGCACAGACACUCACGGGAAGAGUCCUGGUUGUGCUAGUGUUCGCUCUCAGCAUUGGAGCCCUUGGAAUAUACUUCAUAGACUCUUCUGAUCCCAUAGAAUCCUGUCAGAAUUUCUACAAAGAUUUCACGCUACAGAUCGACAUGGCCUUCAAUGUCUUCUUCCUCCUAUACUUUGGCCUGCGUUUCAUAGCAGCCAAUGAUAAGCUAUGGUUCUGGCUGGAGGUCAAUUCAGUUGUGGAUUUCUUCACCGUUCCUCCUGUCUUUGUGUCAGUCUACUUGAACAGGAGCUGGCUGGGUUUAAGAUUCCUGAGAGCCUUGAGAUUGAUACAGUUCUCAGAAAUUUUACAGUUUUUGAAUAUCUUAAAAACAAGCAAUUCCAUCAAGCUGGUGAACCUGUGUUCCAUCUUCAUAAGCACAUGGCUAACAGCUGCCGGAUUCAUACACUUGGUGGAAAACUCAGGGGAUCCUUGGGAAAACUUCCAAAAUUCCCAGUCCCUUUCUUAUUGGGAGUGUGUCUACUUGCUCAUGGUCACAAUGUCAACAGUGGGCUACGGGGAUGUCUAUGCAAAAACCACCCUGGGACGUCUGUUCAUGGUCUUCUUCAUCCUCGGGGGUUUGGCCAUGUUUGCCAGCUACGUCCCUGAAAUCAUAGAGUUAAUAGGCAACCGCAAGAAAUAUGGUGGUUCCUAUAGUGCGGUUAAUGGGAGAAAGCACAUUGUGGUUUGUGGUCAUAUUACACUCGAAAGUGUCUCCAACUUCCUAAAAGACUUCCUACACAAGGACAGGGAUGAUGUCAAUGUAGAAAUAGUUUUUCUCCAUAAUAUUUCCCCUAAUCUUGAGCUGGAAGCCUUGUUCAAACGCCAUUUUACCCAAGUGGAGUUCUACCAGGGAUCUGUUCUCAAUCCUCACGAUCUGGCCAGAGUAAAGAUUGAGUCAGCAGACGCCUGUCUGAUUCUGGCUAAUAAAUACUGUCCAGAUCCCGACGCCGAAGACGCCUCCAACAUCAUGCGGGUCAUCUCUAUCAAGAACUAUUCCCCCAAGAUACGAAUUAUCACUCAGAUGUUACAGUACCAUAACAAGGCUCAUCUGCUCAACAUUCCUAGCUGGAACUGGAAGGAGGGGGAUGAUGCGAUCUGUCUGGCAGAAUUGAAGGCUGGCUUCAUAGCUCAGAGUUGUCUGGCACAGGGCCUCUCCACCAUGCUAGCUAAUCUCUUCUCCAUGAGGUCCUUCAUUGAGAUUGAAGAGGAUACGUGGCAGAAGUACUACUUAGAAGGGGUAGCUAAUGAGAUGUACACAGAGUAUCUGUCCAGUGCCUUUGUGGGGCUCUCCUUCCCAACAGUCUGUGAGCUGUGCUAUGUGAAGCUGAAGCUGUUGCUUAUCGCCAUCGAGAACAAGUCGGAGCAGGGAGAGAGCAGAAGCCGAAAGCGCAUCCUCAUCAACCCGGGGAACCACGUAAAGAUGCAGGAAGGAACUCUGGGGUUCUUUAUUGCCAGCGACGCCAAAGAAGUUAAGAGAGCAUUUUUCUACUGCAAAGCUUGUCACGAUGACAUCACCGACCCCAAACGGAUCAAAAAGUGCGGCUGCAAGCGACUGAUUUAUUUAAAGGAUGAAGUUAGAACAUCUUUACAAAACCGAUCAGUUAAAACCGCCAACUGCACCUCCUCCAACUGCACCUCCUCCAACUACACCUCGCCCUCCACCUCCGCCGUCACCUCUAACUCCACGCACCCCCAACCACCGCCCCGCCACACCCACCGCAAGGACCCCCUGGCCCCUCAGGGCGUGGCCGGCUCUGUGCCCCUCGUUAAUAACCGUAAAGGAAGCCUCCUUCCUCUGGGGGUGGGUCCGGGGCAUCGCGGGGAGGUCCGCCUCAGUAUCUCAGGCCUUGGCGGCGGGGAUGUGGCGGGCCGUGCCCAGGCUGAACAGAGCAGGCUGGUCCGGGCCCGCAGUCUGCCGGUGAAAUACCGCUACCACCCCGGUAACGCGUCGCUGCACGGCCGCAGCAGCAGGGCUUUUGAAGAUGAACACCAGUCAACCCUGUCACCCAAGAAAAAGCAGCGAAAUGGAGGCAUGCGAAACUCGCCCAAUAACUCGCCUAAAAUGAUGAGCCGACAUGACCCUCUACUAAUUCCUGGCAAUGAGCAGAUCGAGAACAUGGACAUGAACGUGAAGCAGUACGACUCAACGGGAAUGUUCCACUGGUGCCCGUCUAAAGAGAUUGAGAAAGUCAUCCUGACUCGGAGCGAGGCUUCCAUGACAGUGUUGAGUGGCCAUGUGGUGGUCUGUAUAUUUGGAGAUGUCACGUCCGCUCUGGUGGGGCUGCGAAACUUGGUGAUGCCUUUGAGAGCCAGUAACUUCCAUUAUCACGAGCUGAAGCCCAUAGUGUUUGUGGGCUCACUGGAAUACCUGAGGAGAGAGUGGGAAACUCUGCACAACUUCCCCAAGGUCUCCAUACUGCCUGUGAAGGGUCAAAUGAAUGGUACGCCGUUAAGUCGUGCAGAUUUAAGGGCUGUCAACAUCAACCUCUGUGACAUGUGCGUGAUACUGUCGGCCAAUCAGAACAAUAUCGACGAUGCCUCGCUGCAGGAUAAGGAGUGCAUUCUGGCGUCACUCAAUAUCAAGUCUAUGCAGUUUGAUGACAGCAUCGGGCUCUUGCAGGCUAACUCCCAAGGUUUCACGCCUCCUGGAAUGGACCGGUCAUCUCCAGACAGCAGUCCAGUACAUGGUUUGGUACGCCAGGCCUCCGUCACCACCGGCUCCAACAUCCCCAUCAUAACUGAACUAGCUAAACCUGGCAAAAUACUGCCUUUGGUUUCAUUCAGUCAGGAAAAAAACAGUGGAAUCAACAUACAAAUGAUAACAGAGCUGGUGAACGACUCCAACGUUCAGUUCCUGGACCAAGAUGACGACGACGACCCGGACACCGAGCUGUACCUGACACAGCCCUUUGCCUGUGGCACGGCCUUCGCGGUCAGCGUACUGGACUCACUCAUGAGUGCAACAUACUUCAACGAUAAUAUCCUCACCCUGAUCCGGACACUGGUGACUGGGGGAGCCACCCCGGAGCUGGAGGCUCUUCUGGCAGAGGAGAACGCCUUGCGCGGGGGCUACAGCACGCCUCAGACACUGGCCAACCGAGACAGGUGUCGUGUGGCCCAGCUGGCCCUGUACGACGGGCCCUUUGCAGACUUGGGGGAUGGCGGUUGCUAUGGAGAUUUGUUCUGUAAAGCAUUGAAAACGUACAAUAUGUUGUGCUUCGGAAUCUACAGAUUAAGAGAUGCUCAUCUGGCCACGCCUAGCCAAUGUACCAAACGGUAUGUGAUCACCAAUCCUCCCUAUGAGUUUGAGCUGGUCCCCACAGACUUGAUCUUCUGCCUGAUGCAGUUUGACCACAACGCGGGCCAGUCCCGGGCCAGCCUUUCCCACAGCUCUCACUCCUCCCAUUCCUCCAGCAAGAAGAGCUCCUCUGUCCACUCCAUCCCUACCACCAACCGACAGAACCGCAGCAGCAAGGCCCGGGAGGCCAGCCACAAACAGAAUGCAACAAGGAUGAAUAGAAUGAGCCAAGAAAGGAAAUGGUUUACAGAUGAACCAGAAAAUGCCUACCCACGGAACAUUCAGAUCAAGCCCAUGAGCACUCACAUGGCCAACCAAGUCAACCAAUACAAAUCCACUAGCAGUCUGAUUCCACCAAUCAGGGAAGUUGAAGAUGAAUGCUGAAAACCAGGCCCCCUUAGUGACUUGAGAAGUCUGAACGCUCUGUUGGAUAGAGAGGAUGAGAGAUGACGAUGACGGGGAUGACAAUAACGAUGACGGUGUUGAUUAAUUGAUCUCCACUCGUACUCGGGUUUCACAUAAAGACCCACAACUGGAAGGGACCUCCUUAUGUUCAUACCUUUAAUGUUACUUCCAUGUUCUUCAAUGGACUAUGUUGUAUUUAUUAAUCUUCUAUAGAGAUGUACAUAAGACAAUCAAAUAAGGAUUGUACAGCCCCCUAGCACAGAAAUUAUUUUAAGAGUUGAAAAGAGAAAAAAAGUACUUCCUGUAAUUAUUUGCAAUAGUUUACCACAUUUUUGUGUGACCAGACCAUUGCUACUGUAGCUAAAGUUACUACUGUUUGUGGCAGAAUGAGGGUUGUGGCAGUUCACCUCAUCACAACUUCAUAAUGUCUCCCAAAGAGCGACAAUUCUGGCGAGGAGGUCACCACUCAACUUUCAUGCUCCCUGUCUGCUUAUGUUCUCUUUGCACUAAAAUGGAUCGUGUUCUUUUGAAACACAAUGACUUGGAACAUAUCUCUGCAACACAACAUCCAUUCUGAAAGUGUCAACUUUUUGGUUGUCGUUUUGUUGAAUGAGAGAAAAUCCACUCGUCAUUUAGAGAGGUUUACAACUGUACUGGGGUAACGCGGAAAUAUUCAUUAGGUCAUUAUUUGAGGUAAGCUACUGUACGUCAUCACGCCGCUGAAUAAUCGUCUGAAUGAAUGCAUUCCAGUCCUGUAAAACGAGAUCGUGUUCUGAAUCAGUUGUCGUGAGAUGCCAAGACUGCUGCUGGAGACAGAUCUGGGAUCAUAACGAUGUCUUUGGCUGUUUCAAGCUCCUAUCAUCGCAUGGUGUGUGCCUGAGCCCUCCUAUGACAAUACAGCAGAGGUGAUCAACCUGGGAUGAAAGAACAACCUUGUAAUUUCCCUUCAUGUGCAAACAUGAAAGGGGUGAAUGGACAACCAGUCUGGUCCGUUGUGGACACAUCCAUGCGUAUGGCGUGUACAUACCAUGUGUGUACUGUACAUGGCAGCAGUGUGUCCCCUCAGCAAGAACAUUGGUGGUACAUCGGAUUUAAAUGCACUAAUUAAAGUCGUCAUCUCUCCAUCAGUUUGUUUGUGCUGGUGGAUCCGCCUCUAUGGAACAGCAUGUGGGAUCAAGGCUUUGAACAUAAAAGACGUUAACUAGAUCCGUCUGGGGUUUGGGGAUCAACUAAUGAACUAAACAAAUGUUUCCAGACUCACCAUCAUACCUAGUCACAUCACCGAUAAUCUGCCAAGCUAUGAUUGAGCUGAAUAAAUGUAAACUAACAUUAAGUGUGCGCCCUAAAACUUUAAGAGAAGUUUUAAGUACAAACCCUCUCUGCCAUGUUAUUUGUUGGCGAUCAUUUGGGUCUAAGAAAGAAUGAAUAAGCAUAACAUUUGAAUGUUUCUUUCAUCUGUGGAGAAAUUUGGAGAAGUAAUGCCACAUAUUGCAAAAAUGGGCAUCAAUGGGUCCUCCUUUGGCCAGAACCACUGCCUGGCACAGGGUUGGUAACGGAGGCAGUAAAGAGCUUGGAUGUUCUCCGCUACCAAUCCGGAUGUCAUCAUGCCACCGGAAAAUUCUCUGUUGGUCAAUGUUAAGGGAAAAGCUCAAUCAUAAUUUGGUUUAAAUGCUGCCACUGAUUACUAUAAAGAACACUGGAAAACACUGCCUGUGUUCUUUCUGUUAUACUGGCCAAGGUGCAUUAUGGGGCCUUUUUAAAAAGAUUGUUUUGUUAUGAUCUAAAAACAACCCAGACAGAGCCACAGCCUUGGGAAGGUGAGGGUAUGGUGUUACAGAUGUAACAGCAAACUACACCUGGCUACAAUACAAUAUAUAGUCAUGAUUACUUUAUACACACAUGAGCAUAGAAAAAAAGCUUUCUGAAAGCAAUCCAUUAUUAUUAACAAUCAUAAUGACAUAUCCGAUCAUUUUAUUUCCAAAUUGUUUUUCAUUUAACAUAAUCAUACCAAAAUGACUUAUAAUAGUUCUUAACUCUGAAGUGCCCUCCCCCCUCUGCUACAAAUACCAUCCAUAAUAAAAGUAUAGUCAUUAAUCAAAGUCGACAUUGCAUAGAAGAUUACUUGAUCUAAUCGAAUCUAAAGCAGCUUCUAUCUAUUGAGUGCUCCAUAAAACGCACAGGGGCUUAGUUCUAGCUGAAUUGACACCCUAGCUCUACUAAUAGUACGGCUCAUUUUCAUUAACAAGCGAAAUAUGAUUACAGAUGUUUUUACAAACGUAAAUGUGAUGUAAACAAUCGCAAACAAAUUUGAGUUCCAAUGGGCAUAAGUAAUACCCAGAGAGCCAAUUGAAAGGUACAUGAUGCUGGAUCGGAGGCAUUUGUUCUGUCCUGGGGUGAAAUGGUGACCUUCACUACCAAUGGUUGACCUAAAUUAGGUCUCUUAGUAUGGAGAUAUGGUAAAGAAAAUACUGUAUACUGUCAUUCUCCAUGGAAGUUUCACACUGUGAAAGAGAGAUUGUUAGCACACCUUCAGGAUGUUUGCAGUGAGCCAGGAGAGUAUAGACAAACUAUAAUGUAUUUCUAAAGAAAUAAGUUACGUAUAUUUGUGUCUGCAUUCGUUGUGUAAAAUCAGCCCACCAUAUUGACCACAUUACUUUCUGAUGCAACAUAACCUGAGCUUUCUGUCUGUCUAUUGGGUGUGGUACACUUCUACUGCGGCCUCGUGAAACUUCUGAAUUGUGAUUACAUUGUUGUCACACUUUUUAGCAAGUAGUAUUAUUUUUCAAAAGAUAUGUCAGUAAAACUGUUUGUAUAAUUGGGUUGUUAAUAAUAUACUUGCUAGCCUAAAAUACAAGGAAUUGAUGUCUAUACAGACAGUGACUUGACUCCUUAUACAUAGUGUUUGACAAAGGGCAAAAUGAUUGUUUUGUCAUAUGAAGAAAAAAAGAAACUUGAAAUCCAAGAUAAUUUUCCUGGAUUCUUGUUGCAACAAGAACAUUUCCAGUGAUCUCAUGGUUGGAAAGAGCAGGUUUAAUUUGACCUGGAUAUAGCAACCUUCACAGAAAUGCAGGCAUAGGGUAGCAUAAAUUCAGCAAGGCUUAUUAUCAUAAAAAAGAGAACAUACUUAACUUUUGUGUUCUUGUUUAAAUUGCUUUAUGCAUCAGGGUUUACAUUCCAUUUUGUCAGCUCUUGUCAUUUAUGUUACAAUAAUAAUAUCCAUUGAUUGCUUUAAACUGUCACUACAGCUUAUUUGUUUACAGAGUUUUUAAUGUAUUUUUUAUUUAGUAGUACCUAAAUAUCACUACUCAGAAAUGAAAUGGUACAAAUUACAACCCAAAGCAGAUGGACACUUAAGAAUAGCCCAACGAUGCAUUUCAUUGUAACUGAAUGUUUUUUUUUUUUCUUUUCAAUUUGUUAAUGAUUUGACAAAAAAAAUCAUAACGCCGGACUGAAACCUCUUAAGGUUUUAAAGCUUUACCUCUUUCCAGCGCAAAUACUCCACAAAUCUGCUUUACAUCAUAUCAUAUACGUUUGUAUUCGUUGUUGAAGUCUUUGCAAUGUACACCUCUAAAGUUUUAGGGUGUUACGAAGUGCCAUGAAAAGUGUGGUUGAACAGGCAUCCUUCAGUCAUUCUGAUUUACUCACUGGAAAUUAGUAGGAAUUAAACGAGUUCUUCUCAGAUAAAGUACAUGUAUGUGUAUGGCAUCAUAUUCUGGCAUGGAGAACAUCCAAGCCAUCAAUGCGCCCAUGUCAGAUGAGUGCCAGGCAGUGCUCUAGGUCUAAAGGAGGGCCCUUUUGAAGACCCACUUUAGCAAAAAGUGGCAUUGAAAAGGAGGAAAGCACACAUGGCGUACUGACACUCCUCAUCAACCCUGAACAUAGCAACGUAUGUUGGUCGCAGUGUCUGUAGCUCUCGUCAUUAGACUGCAGGGAGAGAUGUCCUGUUUGUCUGUGUGGUAUGAAUGACUGAAGGAUGCACACAGAGCACAUGCCGGGCUGUUUCAUGUGUUUGAGUCUACCGGUCUGUGUGUUCCGGAGUGUUCCAGUUCACUUAACAGUCAGGACUAUGAAACUUCACACAUUACUGUUACACUACGUUACAUACUGUAUUUUUGUUAAUCUAUUUUCUUGCUGUAAAGGACGGAUAUAAUAACUUAUUUGCUGGAAAAUGUAAUAAAUGUAAUAAUAUAUAUAAUACUAUGGGGGGAUUAAAGUCUUAACAACACAUUGAAAUUGCAGGUGGCAAUUUUUAUGUUGAUUUUGAGGGGGAAAAUAAACUUUGUUUGUGUAAAAAAAAAAAAAAAAAAAAACUUAUUUUUUUUUUCGCUGCCUAUCAGUUCAGGUGGAAUUCAGGACAUUGCUCUCACAUGUUGCAUAUCUAAUUCUUUAGCACAAGGUCAUUGGGCAGGAACCAGGAGUUGACAUAGCAGUCUUUUUCAUUUGGAUUUGUCAAAGCUAGAAUGGAUACAUGGAGAAUUUGAUGGUGCUGAGUUGAUCUACCUGACUCUGUCAAAUAUAAUCUGCUCAUAAAAAUACUGUCUUGUACAAAAAGUUUGUACAUAAAUUGUACAUGGUUUCUUUUUGUAUUUUCUCAAAUUAAAAUGGAUGUAUUUGUGUUCUAAAAUUG